Didymodactylos carnosus is the source of this 672-nucleotide messenger RNA. The record is from the annotation of a GenBank genome assembly. Lineage: Eukaryota; Metazoa; Rotifera; Eurotatoria; Philodinida; Philodinidae.
AUGAGUGAAGAUGUUCGUAGUCGAUGUCGUGAUUGUGCGAUUCAAUUAUAUUUAACUAAGUAUGAAUGUGUUCAAAGUAUUCAACGUUUAUUACAGCAACAACAAGAAAUUGAUGAAUGUAUAGCAAAUUUGCAUGAUACCAAAACACAUGCACAAGCCAUCAAUGAACAGGUUUAUGUUUUAGAUGAAUCGUAUGCACGAAAAUUUUGUCAAUAUCUCUUCUGUGGUUAUAAAACGGAACAACUUCGAUUGUAUGAACAAUCAGCAGAAUUAAUUAAGAAUAAAGAAUUAGAUGAUCAAAACUUAUUGAUAUUACCAUUUCCACAAGCAACAAUGAUAACAACCAAUGGAAUCAAGACGAAUAUAGAAAAUACUCGCUGUUCAUUACUAGACAGAGAUCGUGAUUUAAGUCAGUUAUCGGAUUAUCUAUUAAGUUUAAAACUGGAUCGAACUUAUGAGUUUAAAAGUGAAGAAGAAUUUCAGAAAACAUUAAAUGAUGAAUAUACAGUAUUGUAUGAUUUGGCAAAAACAAUAACAAAAUGUGUUCAAAUUAUACACGACGCUGUAUUUCAUUUAAGUAACGAUAUUAAUGUAGUACAAAAUCAUAUGAAUGAUGCAAAUCCAAGAAUAAAACAAAUGUUAGCGAUGCGAGAAUUAGCAUCUAAUUUUUAG